AUGGCGGCACGACCGAUUAAGGUAAGUAUGCAUACUGUUAUAUUAUAGCAUUUUAUUUUAGAAUAAAUUUUGAUUUUGGCGUAGUAUUUUCAGGACAUAAGGGUUUUGUUAUCAAUUUUAAGAGCUUAAACUAUCUUUUUAGUACAAGUUUUUCUGGUAUUUUACAGUUAUAACUUGAUCAAGGUAAAAAUUUACUGUUUGGUUUUAUAAUUUGUAAGAUUUGCAUAGCCUUUCACUUGUCUUGAGUGUAUGCAAAUGCGAUCGUUUAUCUUAUUUUUGAGCGCGCAAAAUGCUCCUCUUACGUGAGUGGUGAAUAUAUUUAGACCAAGGUAAGAGAAGCGAGGUACGAAUCUCGGUUGUUUUUCGAUACUCGAAACGCCGAAAUCGGAAUCUACGCAGGAAUCCCGUUUUAUUUGUUUCCGGUGGAUAUUCAUUCCUUUAUUGAUUUCAGGACUUGGUGGCUCUCGUCACUGGCGGUUCUUCUGGACUGGGCAGGGCCACGGUCGAGUAUCUGCACAAUAAUGGGGCCAAGGUGGCCUUGUUGGACUUGGACAAGACUGACGGACCUAACGUGGUCAAGGAGCUGGGCGAGAAUGCCAUCUUCACUCCAGCUGAUGUAAGGGUUUGUGUUUGGAAUGUUAAAUGUAAAAGAAUAUGUAAAAGCUUGUUAUAUAAGGUUUAUAUGUAUUACAUGGGUAACUUUUUUAAAAAUGAACGUAAUUUAGGUAAGAAAAGAAGCUGAUGUAUCAAAGGCGUACGAACAGAUCAAGUCUACCUUUGGUCGAUUGGAUGCCAUUGUUAACUGCGCUGGCAUUGCCUAUGCCUUCAGGACAUAUAACACUGGAAAGAGGGAAAUCAGUCCACUUGACCGUUUCCAACAUACUAUGGAUGUGAGUGUACUAUAUUAUUAAUCAUUAGGAAAAUGUAUUGUUUAGAGAAGAGUGGGGAUGGUAAAGGAUAAGUAUAGAAAUUUUGACAGUUAGUACAUGUGGACCGCAAGGUUAUAAGGAUUAACAGUUUAUUUUUUUAUGUUUUUACCUAAUUUGAAUAUGUAAACCUGCAUUUUAGGUCAAUGUAGCGAACUUUUUCCAGAGCUUUUAUCCUUAG
Molecule: messenger RNA, 1107 nt
Organism: Bursaphelenchus okinawaensis
Lineage: Eukaryota; Metazoa; Nematoda; Chromadorea; Rhabditida; Aphelenchoididae
Source: the annotation of a GenBank genome assembly